Molecule: messenger RNA, 757 nt
Organism: Polyodon spathula (Mississippi paddlefish)
Lineage: Eukaryota; Metazoa; Chordata; Actinopteri; Acipenseriformes; Polyodontidae
Exons: 6
Coding region: 29-673 (214 amino acids)
Cellular component (GO): membrane
Source: RefSeq, a predicted model, not a curated record
UUUCUCUCUCUUCUCUAGGCUCGCUACAAUGUCCACAGCGGAGCCGAGUGUGUGCAUCCUGCCUGCAGUACCAGAGACCUGUCCACCAGAGGGCGCUGCUACUGUGCAGAGCUGCUCAGAGACCAUGCUGGCGGGCGGAGUCAAGCCUCUGCAUAGAUUCAUAAGAGGAGAGCCCAAGAGUGUGGGGAUUGCCGUGCUUUUCCUUGGUCUCACUGUGAUGAUCAUCGGAUUCGAAGACUGGAAAGUAUUUGAGACAGACAGUUUCAGUCUCCAGCCUUUCUUGAUUGGACUGCUGUUCAUCAUUUCAGGAAUUCUUUGCAUCGUCUCUGAAAACAGACCAACAAAACAGCUGGUCACUGCAUGUUUGGCGGUGAAUAUUAUCAGUAUUUUAGUGUCGCCCUUCGCAGUCAUGCAACAGAUGGUUCAGGCAACAAGCAAAAUACAGCUCUUUCCACACGAUUUCAACAUUACUGCUUUAUCCAACUGUACUGACCCCUGCUGGCCAGAACAAUUCCAUCACACUCUGCUCACUACUUUUUGGGUCUCGAUCAUCUACAUUCUGAGCGGAAUGGUGCUCUUGAUUGUGAUGUCAGGGUUCGCUUGCGCUGGCCUCAGGCCCAGCCAAUCACAGGCCAUUGUUGUUAUGAAUAUGAAACCGACUGAUGAAAAUUAGAAGCGACUCUCCCUCCCUCUCUCUCCCCCUCCUCCUCUCAUCCUUCUCUUCCAUCUCCACUCCCCCUUCCUCUCCGCCCUCCUC